AUGAACCGAGCUAUCCUCCUCGCACGCCCUUUCAGGAGCCUCCGAUCUCUCUCCAGGAGCCUCACUCAGCAAGCCAACCGUCUUGACUCCGUCCUAGGAGGAGACCUGAGUCUCGGGCCUCUUGCCCCGAAGACUAUUGCCCCUAUGGCCUCUGCCAUGCACGUCAACAAUGUGGGAGCCGAUGAUCACUACAUGGUAGACUCUCCGCUCUUUCAGAGUGAGGCCGUGGAAGAGGCUCAGAUCAAGGACCGAGCUUAUGUCCUCGCCUUGGCAGAGUCGCUCCUGAUUAAGGUCAGCGUCAACUGGAGCCUCGAGCUUACCACAGCCAAGUAUGAACAAGCGCAUGCGGCUAGCCCUGCUGAAACUUACAAAGAGCGGGAGCACUGGAGGCAUGCGUUACAACUUGCCUAUGGCCCAAGCUGCAUGCACAGCUAG
Guillardia theta CCMP2712 is the source of this 435-nucleotide messenger RNA. RefSeq lists its product as hypothetical. The coding region runs from base 1 to 435 and encodes 144 amino acids. The record is from RefSeq and is a predicted model, not a curated record. Lineage: Eukaryota; Cryptophyceae; Pyrenomonadales; Geminigeraceae. The transcript has a single exon.